Neoarius graeffei (lesser salmon catfish) is the source of this 10669-nucleotide messenger RNA. RefSeq names its product notch receptor 3 (gene notch3). Gene Ontology annotation, molecular function: protein binding; signaling receptor activity; calcium ion binding. NCBI's taxonomy places the organism in Eukaryota, Metazoa, Chordata, Actinopteri, Siluriformes, Ariidae. Gene Ontology annotation, cellular component: plasma membrane; protein-containing complex. Gene Ontology annotation, biological process: heterophilic cell-cell adhesion; cell differentiation; regulation of developmental process. The transcript is spliced from 33 exons. The coding region runs from base 276 to 7643 and encodes 2455 amino acids. The record is from RefSeq and is a predicted model, not a curated record.
AAACUUUCCCCAAAACUCUGAGGAGGUGUCUGGAGCCGCAGUGCAGCGCCGCCGCCGCCGCCGAGCCGCUCUGAGGGAAUAACGCGCACCGGGGAGGCACACACGCACACACGCACACGCGCGCGCUUUAAACUCACCGCCUCCCAAAGGAAAGGAAAAGAAAAGAAAAACAAACCCGCUCUAUGAGGCUGCUUUUGCUGAAAGUGAUUUCUGGGAAUUUCAGUCUUUUUCUCGUUUUUUAAAAGGAUGUAUCAUUGUUGACGUUUUCAGCAGAGAUGGAUAAGAUGUCCAGGAAUAUGAGGAAUUACAGAUUUGGGGUAGUGCUCUCAGUUUUGGGACUUGUGCAGAUUUGUGGAGGACUGCGCUGCUUGGACGCACACAGACCAUGUGAAAACGGAGGAAGGUGUAUUGACUCAAAAUGCAUGUGCAAGCCUGGCUACAUCGGACCGCUGUGCCAACACGUGGACCCAUGCCACCGCUUGCCAUGCCUUAACGGAGCCGCGUGCAAAAGUCAAGUGGCGAACGAUAUCCCACAGUAUACCUGCGUGUGCCAGAGAGGCUUUCGAGGUCAGGACUGCUCUCUGAUCGAUGCCUGCGCCACGAGCCCAUGUGCCAACGGUGCCCGCUGUACCAAUUGGAACAACCAUUACAACUGUUCAUGCCCACCUGGCUACCAGGGCAGGAACUGCCGCAACGACAUCGACGAGUGCCGCAGGCAAGGAAAGUGUCUGAACGGAGGCAUCUGCGUGAACACACAUGGCUCGUUUCGUUGCGAGUGUCUCGCUGGCUACAGUGGACGCACGUGUGAGGUGCUUACUCAGCCCUGCGCGCCAUCCCAGUGCCUCAAUGGGGGAACCUGCCAUCAAACUGGGGACCACACUUACGAAUGCGCUUGCCUGCCAGGAUUCAGUGGCCUUAACUGUGAGGUGAACGUGGAUGACUGUCCUGGCCACAAGUGCAUGAAUGGUGGGAUUUGCGUGGACGGAGUCAACACUUACAACUGCCAGUGCCCACCUGAGUGGACAGGUCAGUACUGUGCUGAGGACGUAAACGAGUGCUUGAUGCAGCCAAACGCCUGCCAUAACGGUGGCACGUGCUUCAACACCAAUGGCGGCCACACGUGUGUGUGCGUGAAUGGGUGGACCGGCAACGACUGCAGUGAGAACAUCGAUGACUGCGCCACUGCCGUGUGCUUUAAUGGAGCUACAUGUCAUGACCGUGUGGCAUCUUUCUUCUGCGAGUGUCCAGUGGGAAAGACUGGUUUGCUGUGCCACCUGGACGAUGCCUGCGUCAGUAAUCCUUGUAAUGAAGGUGCAGUGUGCGACACCAACCCGCUGAACGGCCGUGCCAUCUGCACAUGCCCGGCUGGCUUCGUCGGAGGAGCCUGUAACCAGGACAUGGAUGAGUGUUCCAUCGGUGCCAAUCCAUGCGAGCACUUUGGAAAGUGUGUGAAUACAGAGGGGUCGUUCCAGUGCCAGUGUGGCCGUGGCUACACCGGCCCUCGCUGUGAGAUUGACAUCAACGAAUGCCUGUCCAUGCCUUGCCAGAAUGACGCCACCUGCCUCGACCGUAUCGGCCAGUUCUCCUGUAUCUGCAUGCCUGGUUACACUGGCACACACUGUGAGGUGGACAUAGACGAGUGCGAGAGUAAUCCGUGCGUAAAUGACGGCAUCUGCAGAGACCUGGUCAACGGUUUCACCUGCACCUGCAAGCCAGGCUUCACUGGCACCAUGUGCCAGAUCGACAUAGACGAGUGUGCCAGCACACCCUGCCAGAACGGAGCCAAGUGCAUCGACAGGCCAAAUGGCUACGAGUGCCGCUGUGCUGAAGGGUUCGAGGGCAGACUCUGCGAAAGCAACAUCGAUAACUGCCAGCCCGACCCGUGCCACCACGGUACCUGCAUUGACGGCAUCGCGAGCUACACCUGUAACUGCGUACCAGGCUACACGGGCUACCGGUGCGAGAACCAGCUCAAUGAGUGCCAUAGUAACCCCUGUCAGAACGGUGGCAAGUGCGUGGACCUUGUCAACAAAUACAUCUGCCAGUGCCAGCACGGGACCUCAGGCGUCAAUUGUGAAAUCAACUUUGAUGACUGCGCCAGCAACCCAUGUGACUACGGAAUCUGCAAGGACGGCAUAAACCGUUACGAUUGCGUGUGCAAACCUGGUUUCACUGGUCCAAAGUGUAACGUAGAGGUGAACGAGUGCUCGUCAAACCCUUGCCGUAACGGAGGCACCUGCAUGGACGAGGAGAACGGGUUCCACUGCCUGUGUCCUGCCGGUUUCCAUAAGCCGUACUGCUACUCUCAUGUGGAUGUGUGCAGCAACAGCCCGUGUGUGCACGGAACCUGCAGAGAAGAUCCCAACGGGUAUCGCUGCGAGUGUGAGCCUGGAUGGACAGGAAAGAACUGCGAUCUGGACCGUAACGACUGUCUGCCCAACCCGUGUCAGAAUGCUGGCACCUGCAUUGACCAGCUCAACGGUUUCACCUGUAAAUGUCGUCAAGGUUUCAGAGGUAAUCUGUGUCAGGAAAACAUAAACGAGUGUGCGUCCAGCCCCUGCCUGAAUCAUGGCACCUGUGUGGACGGCGUGGCAAGUUUCACCUGUCGGUGUGUAUCACCCUACAGCGGACCCACCUGCGCCCAGGAGCCGUGCUCGCCCAACCCGUGUGGCAACAAUGCUGCGUGCAUUCACUCCCUCGACUACCUGGGCUUCAAGUGCACCUGCCCGCCCGGAUGGCAAGGCCAGCUGUGUAACAUUGACGUGAAUGAGUGCAGCUCAAACCCAUGCAAGAACCGUGGCACCUGUACCAACAUGCACGGCGGAUACGUUUGCUCCUGCCGUAACGGCUACACGGGGCCUAACUGCGAAACUGACAUCAAUGACUGUCUCCCGAAUCCGUGUCUCAGUGGAGGCUCCUGCACAGACGGCAUUCACAACUUCUACUGCACCUGCCUGCCGGGCUUCACCGGGCCACGCUGCGCCAUCGAGGUGAACGAGUGCCAGAGCUCCCCCUGCAAGAACGGAGGCACUUGCACCGACUACGUCAACAGCUACACUUGCACCUGCAAACAAGGUUUCACCGGCCUCCACUGUGAGACCAACAUCCUCGACUGCACCGAGAGUUCUUGCUUUAACGGUGGAACGUGUGUAGACGAGAUCAAUGGCUUCUCCUGCACGUGCCGCUCGGGAUUCACGGGCGAGCACUGCCAGCACAAGGCGAACGAAUGCGACUCAAAACCCUGCCUCAAUGGAGGAGCCUGUCACGAUGGCGUGAAGACAUUCCACUGCUCCUGCCCCAAAGGAUACACCGGCGACCGCUGUCAGGUGCCUGUGGACUGGUGUCGGCGCUCGAACCCGUGCCAUAACGGCGGCCGGUGCAGACCCAAGGACGGCUCGUUCACCUGCGAUUGUGUGGGAAGCUGGUCCGGACGCUACUGCGACAUCCCGGGAGUUUCCUGCGAAGUGGCAGCUCUCCAGAAAGGAGUUCCGACAGAUGAUCUUUGCGACCACACUGGUCACUGUGUUAACACCGGGAACACACACUACUGCAAGUGCCCAGCUGAUUACACAGGCAGCUACUGCGAGAGUCAGGUGGACUACUGUGAGGACAAACCCUGCCUCAAUGGUGCCACCUGCAGGGGCUACGUUGGAGGAUAUACGUGUGACUGUUUGCCAGGGUACGAUGGACAGAACUGUGAGAGGGUGAUCGACGAGUGCCGCUCUUACCCGUGUCAGAACGGAGGAACCUGCAUCGACCUGGUGGGCCACUACAUCUGCUCCUGCCCUCCUGGCACACGCGGCGUCUUGUGCGAGAUCAACGAGGACGACUGUGCGAUGCCAACAUGGCCCCGGGGCACACCGAAGUGCCAGAACAAUGGCACCUGUGUUGACCUGGUGGGUGGAUACCGUUGUAACUGUCCUCCUGGGUUCACCGGAGAUCGAUGUGAGGGAGACAUCAACGAGUGCCGCUCGAACCCGUGCAACCCAGCUAACAGCCUCGACUGCAUCCAGCUGCCAAAUGAUUACCAGUGCAUCUGCAAGCCUGGCUUCACAGGUCAAGGAUGUCAGAACAGGUUCGGCGUGUGCGAUUCUCAGCCUUGUAAGAACGGCGGCGUGUGCUCAGUGUCCAGCAGCUCUCCGGUAGGAUACGUUUGCACCUGUCAGCUGGGCUACACCGGGUUGAACUGCGAACGCAGCAUGUCGUGCUUUGAGCUCUCCUGCUAUAACGGUGGUAGCUGCAAACUGACCCUGCGUGGCGCCCGGUGCUUGUGCCCACAAGGCUAUGCGGGUACACAGUGCCAGGAGCAUGCUAAGGAGAGCUGCUUGUCCAAGCCAUGUCACAAUGGCGGCACGUGCAGAGCAGAGACUUCCUUCCCCUUCUUCAGCUGCCAGUGCUUACCAGAAUGGCACGGUAAACGCUGCGAGCAGGAAGCUCGAAUCCUGGUGCCCAGCUGCCCGCUGCCUGACUGCCAUGGCAAGGCCAACGACAGCGUCUGCGACAAGGAGUGCAACUCGUUCGCAUGCAAAUGGGACGGUGGGGACUGCUCGCUAGCCGUGAACCCAUGGGCACACUGCACUGAUAGGCACUGCUGGAGCGUCUUCAACAACAGCCAGUGUGAUGAAGCGUGCAACACGGCCGAGUGUCUGUACGAUAACUUCGACUGCAGGAGCAAGGAGAAAGUCUGCAAUCCCAUCUAUGAGACGUACUGCAUGGACCACUACGCUGAUGGCCACUGCGAUCAGGGCUGUAAUACCGAAGAGUGCGGCUGGGACGGUUUGGACUGCGCUAGAACAGUUCCAGAAGAUUUGGCAGAUGGCGUGCUGGUAAUCGUGGUGCUCUUGCCACCUGACGAGCUGCUCCGCACGGGCACAGCUUUCCUGCAGAAGCUCAGCAGCAUCCUGCGCACGUCCCUCCGCUUCCGGCUCGACCACAACGGAGAGGCAAUGAUCAAGCCUUACACCAGGCGUGAGGCACGAGGCAAGCGUGAGCUCCAGCCCCAUGAUGAGGUCAUCGGUUCAAUCGUGUAUUUGGAGAUCGAUAACCGGCUGUGCUCGCAGGAUUCCGAUCACUGUUUCCCCACAGCUAAAAGUGCCGCAGAUUAUCUGGGAGCUCUUUCUGCUCGGGAAAUGCUUGGGAAGUUUCCUUAUCCACUUAAAGAAGUCCGCAGUGAGAAGAUACUUCCCAGGGAUGACAUGCCUCAGUGGGGAAAGCUGCUUCUAGUCGGCGUCGCGGUGCUCUUCCUGAUGGUCAUUAUGGUGGUGGGAAUGCUGAUUGCCCGACGCAAACGUGAACACAGCACUCUCUGGUUCCCCGAAGGCUUCUUCCUUAAGAAGGACACCAGCAGUAACAAGAACCGCAGAGAACCUGUAGGACAGGACGCUCUAGGCAUGAAGCACAUGCCAAAGACGGUGGAAGAGUCCUUACUGGGAGACCACAGUGACCAGUGGAUAGACACAGACUGUCCUGAGGCCAAGAGACUGAAGAUGGAGGAGCCGAGUAUUCUCUCAGACAGCGAGGACGCCGUGGACAGUAGGCAGUGGACGCAGCACCACCUGGCGGCCGCAGACAUCCGCAUGCCACCGUCCAUGGCCCUCACACCUCCGCAGGGUGAAUUCGAUGGCGACUGUAUGGACGUCAACGUGCGGGGACCAGAUGGCUUUACUCCACUGAUGCUGGCGUCAUUCUGCGGUGGAGGACUCGAGCAGGAAGUGGCCGAAGACGAUGACUCGGAGGAGUCUUCAGCUAACAUCAUAUCAGACCUCAUCUACCAGGGCGCAUCACUGGGUGCCCAGACGGACCGGACCGGAGAAACGGCUCUUCACUUGGCUGCUCGAUACGCUCGCGCCGAUGCUGCCAAACGCCUGCUGGACGCCGGAGCUGAUGCCAACGCGCAGGACAACACGGGUCGCACACCUCUACACGCUGCCGUGGCUGCUGAUGCUCAGGGAGUCUUCCAGAUUUUGAUCCGGACACGGGCGACAGAUUUGGAUGCACGCAUGUACGACGGCUCCACAGCUCUUAUCCUGGCUGCUCGGUUGGCAGUGGAGGGCAUGGUGGAGGAGCUCAUCACCUGCCACGCUGAUGUUAACGCUGUGGACGAACUCGGUAAAUCUGCACUGCACUGGGCUGCAGCUGUGAAUAACGUUGAAGCCACGAUCGCCUUGUUAAAGAACGGAGCCAAUAAAGACAUGCAAGACCUGAAGGAGGAGACGCCACUCUUCUUGGCUGCGAGGGAGGGCAGCUGUGAGGCAGUCAAGGUGCUGCUGGCCCACUUCGCCAACCGCGAGAUUACAGACCACAUGGACCGGCUGCCUCGUGAUAUCGCUCAGGAGCGCAUGCACCACGACAUCGUGCAGCUGUUGGACGAGUACAACACGGUGCGCAGCCCGCAGAGCCACGCCGGUGCAGGACACCACCUAGCAGGCGGCCAUGCUCUCUCGCCACUCAUGUGUCCACCGGGCAGCUUCCUGCCGAGUCUGAAGAACACACCACAGGGCAAGAAAAACCGCCGGCCAGGUGCCAAAGGAAUAGCCGGACAGCAUGGGAGCAAUCUAAAGGACGCUGCGAAGGCACGGAACAAGAAGCUGACGCUGGACAUGCAGAGUGCGCUGCUGGACAGUUCAGUGACGCUGUCGCCUGUGGACUCGCUGGACUCGCCACGCGGUGGUGCCAGUAACGCCGGCUACGUCACUAACCCAGCGUCUCCGGCUGCUAUGCCCUCUCCAGGGAUCUUCCACUCGGUGCCCAGUACUCCAAUGGUGCACAGCGGUAUGAUGGAUGCUGGUGGUCCUUUCACCGUUUCCUUAGCUGGCUUGAAUGAGCUGAGUCAAGCCACCCACACCUACACUCUCAACCCUGGCCAGAUGAGCCUGGGCAUGGGCAUGGUGAGCCCCGUGAGCGUGCCGUUCGACUGGCACAACCGUGCACCACAGACCCCACAGUGCACCCAGUCUAUGGUGAACAUGGUGCACCCAGGGACACCCGGUGCGAUGCAGCCUGCCACUGUACUCAUGCACCAGCAGCAGGUUUUCCGUAACACCCAGCAGCCCAUGUUGCAGCCGACACCAGUCUCCAGUACGCCCACCAUCAGCCCGGUCAAGCUGCCUUCCAUCGCCGAACAGCAGCAGCAGCAGCAGCUCCACACUCACGGCCUUACCAACCAGCAGGCCCUGGCGAGCCUGAGUACCUCGACGCCUCCGACCCCGCAGCCUCCUCAACCCUUCUACCAGCAAGCGCAGCAGAGUCAGGCGCAAUCCCAGAAGCCCCAGCAACCACCACCCCAAACCCCUGCAGUCUCACAGAGUCAGGCUCCUCCUCCACAGGUCUCCCAGGCUCCCCCAGUGCAGGCCAGUAGCAGCACCACCAGUGCAGGAUUGGAGGAUUACCCCACUCCGCCCUCCCAACGCAGCUACACCUCCGCCAUCGAUGCCACACCCAAGCAUUACCUUCACGUGCCCAAUGAGCACCCCUACCUUACUCCAUCCCCCGAGUCUCCAGAGCCAUGGUCUAGCCCCUCCCCUCACUGCGUUUCCGAUUGGUCUGACUCCACCCCAAGUCCGACAGUCUCUGCACCCGCCUCUUCCCACACCCAAAUUCCUCACGCUUCCGAAUCCAGUGGAAAGAUGCAGGUGUUCGCGUGAGCAGAACUUCCAGGAGUGUCUCGUUCUUUUUUUUUUUAAAUACGUCAGCCCGUUUCCAAGAUUUUAAUUGGAUGAGGAUUGACUCGGCAUUUGUUGAUUGGACAGUCUGCCAGGUGUUGUCUGCAGAGAAAAUGAGUAAAGGGAAAAUCGUGUUGUCUUAAAAAAAAAAAAAGACAAUUUAAUGAAGUAAGACGUUCUGUCACAGAUGGACUCGUGUGUGUGUUUUUUAUUAUUAAAAAGUAUAUGAAGAAGAAAAACCACGUCUUUCAUUUCAAAGACUUGGGGACGCUUUUGCUGACACUAACAAACUUUUUAAAAAGUAGAUUAAGAGAAAAGUUGAAGGAAAAUCCUUUCUUUCUUUCUUUGUUUUUUUUGUUUAUUUGUUUUUUUAUUUAUUGUCUCGACGCAUUCCUCUAAACCUGCCUGGUGGUCGUCGUCUCGCUCUGUCUGUCUCCACUUCUCAGCGCUGUUACACUCCUUGUUUGUGCGUGUGAUUGUUACAACAACUUGGAACAGGCUUGUGAUUGAUUUCUUUCAUCUUUUCGCCCAUAUAUUUUGAGUUACAGACAGAAAGAGCUGGACACAUCACUUCUUUUACGUGGUAUUAUUUAUUUAGGCCAGUGUUACUCCGCUAAAUUGGUGUCACAGAUUUUCCUAGCCAUGUUGAAAUUGUUUAAGUUAGUGAUGUGUUUUAAUUUGAUGAACCGACCUACAGUGAACCAAUACAUUCCGUAGGAGUACUCUCUCUCUCUCUCUCUGUGUCCAUCUGUCUGUCUGUCUCGCUCUCGCUGUCCAUCUGUCUGUCUCCCUCUGUCUGUCCCUGUCCCCCCUCUCUCUCUGUGUCUCUCCUCAUCUGUCUCUCUUGCUCUCCCUCUCUCUCCCUCUGUCUGUCUGUCCCUGUCCCCCUAUCUCUCUCUCUCUCUGUCCAUCUGUCUCCCUCUCUGUCCAUCUAUCUGUGGGUCUCUCUCUUUGUCUGUCUCUCUCUCUCUCUCUGUCCAUCUCUCUCUCUCUCUCUCUGUCCAUCUGUCUCCCUCUCUGUCCAUCUAUCUGUGGGUAUCUCUCUUCGUCUGUCUCUCUCUCUCUCUCUGUCCAUCUGUCUGUCUCCCUCUGUCUGUCCCUGUCCCCCCUCUCUCUCUGUGUCUGUCUCCUCAUCUGUCUCUCUUGCUCUCCCUCUCUCUGUCUGUCUGUCCCUGUCCCCCUAUCUCUCCCUCUCUCUCUGUCCAUCUGUCUCCCUCUCUGUCCAUCUAUCUGUGGGUCUCUCUCUUCGUCUGUCUCUCUCUCUGUCCAUCUCUCUCUCUCUGUCCAUCUGUCUGUCUGUCUGUCUCUCUCUCUCUGUCCCGGUCCUUCUCUCUCUCUCUCUCUCGCUGUCCAUCUGUCUCGCUCUGUCCCUGUCCCCCGUCCGUCUCUCUCUCUCACGCCCUCUCUUUCUGUCUGUCUAUCUAUCUAUGUGGGGCAAUAAUGUCGAAAGGCAUUUCUGAAGCACUUCUAAGGCCGAGCGUGUAAGAUUUAAAUUGAUAGCUGCUGUUGGGGAAUUUUAUCGCUUAUAGUAAAACACACCAGCGUCCAAGUGUUCAUUUUGAUAGAACCGAGCCCACAAAGGGCCCACUUCUCAUUCCCUUCCUUUAGCUUUCGUUCCGAAGUCACUUAUAAACUCACUGGCUGCCCUUUUAGUCUGUCUGGGUUUUUUUUUUUUGUUUCUUUGGGGUUGUAUAAAUUUUAUUUGAUGUUUUUAAUGUUGUUUAUUCUGUACGUUAUAUAACCUUGGUUACCUUUGGGACAUCAUGAUGACAUGAUAAGCUGUGUUUUUAUAGGCUGCUGCUUCCUGUCGCUUCACAGCGACACCUCUAUAUCACUGCCAACCAGAGCCCUUCAUCAUUUCCCAUAAUUCCAGUUUCUCAACUCAACCAGAAGACUUUUCUCAGUUAUCUUCUGACCCCUGGUACUUUUUUUCUUUUCUACAUUUUGUCGUCCCCCCCCGUUGGCUCAUUUUUAUAUGGUACGGUCCGAUCAUAUUCAAGGCCAACUUGCCGAGUUAGUCAUCUGAACUGUGCUUGUGCGUACGAGGGGUGUGCGAAGGUCCGAAGAGGUGGCUUGUGGGCUGCUAGCGCUCUGUCACUCCUCAGGGAGGUGUUAUAUAGCAUGCAGUGUAGUCUGCAUCUCUAGCAGCCUCCACCCAACCGGCCUGGAGGAUGGCGUCUGUCCUGCGCGGCCUGAACGCGCCAGUGGAAUGAACGCUGCUAUGUAGCGCUGCCCCCUGCCGUCAGCUGCAGGUACAGGCGCUCAUUUCUCUGGAAAAUCCCAUCCCAAGUGUAAAAUCUAUUUCUGUUCCCACAGCGUAUGGCUGGAGUAGUUCAGAUUCGAUGUUUGUCCACGUUUUCGAAGCCAAAUCCGGAUGCCUGUUUUUGUAAAAUAUUUCAGAAGAAAUAUUUGCAUUCGUCCUUCCAUUUCAAAGCAGGAUUCACUUCAACACACACUGAGUGAGUGAAUGGUGUGUUCAGUGUGUUUGUGGGUUUGGGAAUAUAUUUGUUAAAUCUAUUGGGACCUCAGUUUUUUUUGUUUUGUUUCUUUUUGUUUUAAAAAAGUGCUAAUCUUUUAAAUCCUCUUUUUUUUUUAAUGCAAUAGGUUUCAGUCUUCCUCAGCGCUCUGGACAUUUUGAAAUUCCAGCAUUUUCUUUUGUACAUACGGUUGUCUCGUUUAGAUUUAUUUGUGUAAGAGAAGUCUAAUGUUUCUAAAAAAAAAUGAAAUGAUUAUGUACUAAAAAAAAAGACAAAAAGUAAAUGUACCUUCUAUUAGCGUUUUUUUUUCUUUUCUUUUUUUUUUCUUUUGAAACCGAGGAUGUGACUGAUUAUAUAUUGGUCUCGCAUUACUAGAACAGCCAUAGAUAUUUUUCUGUGUUUAUUAUUAAUUCCUAUACUUGUUUAAAAGUAGUUUAAAAAUCAUUGUAUAUAAAAACUUUUUCACAUUGUUUCUUUUUACAGGCAUAAAGUUGUAAAAUAAGUUACUUCUAAUAAAACAGUAGAACUACA